GAACGUUUGCACUUUUCAGGCUGAGUGUAAGAAAGAUGAAUGUGAAAAUAUACUGGCCUCAGCAAGCGAAUUAUAUCCCUUGAAACGGAAAAAAGCAAAGCUUAUCUCCCUUCAUCUCAGAGAAGAAAAGCCAUGUUUUCCUCUCUCGUCGGUGCGAGCGCGUUUGUAUCGCAGCUGUGGAGUGGGGCGCCUGAUGCAGCAGGAAAGAUCUCGGACGUGGGCGUAGUUGGUUCUGAAAAGAUCUCUGAUCUUCUGGUACCGGCUACUGUUGCAGUAAGAGAAAUCGAAGAAGACGAUCUUGAGCGCAUCAAAAUGAAUCCUAAUGUGCUGGGAGAUGAAGAAGACUCUUCAUGGAGCCGGACCGCAGAUGAAGAAAUUGCAGGCUCAGUAAAGCGCGACGAAAUAGAGGUGGAGGCAAUAUUAGGAGCAAAAGACGGCAUAGCAAAUAGCACAGCGAGGAACAUCGCUAUUCCGAAAGAUGACGUCGACAUACACGUAUCAGAUGAUGAAAGAAUUCCAUCUCCAGCUGCAGCGUCCGCUCCAGCCCCAGAAGUAGCGGAAGGGGAAAGAGCAGAAAACAAUGGGGACACUAUUACAACUUCAUUUUCUUCUAGCUCAAAGAAAGAAAGUGAGGCUUCAUCUGCUUUAAAGGCCAACGAGCCGCAACGGGCGGAAGAACAUGAACAGGAACUACCUUCAAUCGAAGUAGAACAAAAGCAGGUAAAAGAAGGUGAGACCACUCAGCCAAAACUACGUGAAGAUGAGAGAGCGCAAAGACAGGAAACAUCAUAUGAUCCCCCACCAUCACCAGCCGCUCCAGUGGUGACAACUACGCCAGUGCCUCCAUCAGGCAAUGACGUCUUUUACAUUACGGAGAGCAAGGUGGGUGCUACCAUCGACAUAGCCGCUCAAAUAGCACAGCUCACAGCUGGAGGAACGGUAAAACCUAGUAAUCCUACACCUACACAAGGAAGAUCUACUUCAAAGACAACAACUACAAACAGUGCAGGUGAGCACUCGAGGCAGCAAGCAGAAGUGUCCGAGUCUACGGCCACUUGCGGCAAAUCGUCAUCUAGUACAUUUUCGGGAGAUGAUACAAACAGUAUUUUUCAUCCACCUCAGGGACGAAGUUGCGCUCGAGCGCAAGUACGCAGCACAACAGAUAGCAUUAACGAUGAGAACGCGGAUAGUACUGGACAACCGCGAGCAGCAUUAUUGAAGGAUGCUGAUACAACAUCAGUAGAUCCAUCUAGUUCUACUUUUCCCAGUGCCACGUCCUCCGAUUCAGCGGAACAAGAACAACAAGAUGAUGAUGAAGCACCUUCAAUCGAAGAAGAAGUAGCGUAUUUCGACCUCACGCAAUACCUUGACCAGAAGGGCAGCAAGAAUCUUCAAAACACCUUUGGCGUGCUUGGCCCGCCUCAAGCUUCGGAGAUACUUGAUAAGUACAUCCUACAACCAAACAACACCUUCGAUCUCGUUUAUUUGGCGGAACCACUAGCCACGACAAAGGUGGCUGGCUACUCCAUUUUCUCGCAGAUAGGCGAUGUCGCGAUACGCCAGACGCCCCCAAUGGAUGAGAGGAUUGCACUGCUGUACGUUCCUAUAUUAGCUCAGACGAGGACGAGCACAGGUACGGGACAAUAUGGUGAAGACGUGGAGGCUAGUGAAGACGUGCGGCAGAUGAAUGACGGCGUUGUUAAUGACGAUUAUGGUCAUUUGCGUGUAACCUGAUCAAAAUCAUGUGCAAGUGCAUCCUUGUUACUAUUAAUUACGUUUUUUACAACUGACACUGAGAUCAUUAUGUUAAUAUGAACUAUUAAUUACGUUUUUUACAACUGACACUGAGAUCAUUAUGAAAACUAGAUUCUUGAUCCAGCACUCUAACAUUCGAGAAUAUCGCAUGUUGCUGAGACGAUUUUCCUGAGCCUUGCGAGUACCUAUUCGCAGAUGCUUCCGCCUGGAGGAGUGACUGUUACUUAUCUGAAACGCGCGGCAGGGGACGUGGGUCAAAGUUAAGGGUAUAGUCGCUUACCGUUACUCAAGCAGAACAACUUGGCAGGUUGUACUUGUACUCUCCACUUCGACUAUGAAACGAAAAAGUGAACUCACACUCAAGGAAUUGGCUACGAUUUAAGUAGGAAAGUAGCCACUUUUUUUGAGUGUGAGCGCACUUUCUUCUUUCAUAUCCACAGCUCCACUUGUUCUACAGUAGUACUUGCACAGCUCCACUUCCACUGGCACACUGAAAAUUAUUUCAUCAAGCUUCCUCUAAGAAAAACUGCUCAGCGAUCUCGGUGAGGGCCUUUUCUACGUGGAUCGGCGCAGCGGGGAAGCACAGAGGAACUUGUUUUCAAAUCAUCAGCACUAACGCUAGAACAAGGCUUGCACAGAGUAACAGAACCAAUGAGGCAUUCAGUUUGAGCAGGUUCAGGAAGUUGAAUCUAUUUCGAAGACCUACAACUUCUAGCGGUGGAUGUAUCAAAGAAAAAGAGAUAAUAUGUUCCAAAACCAAAUGCAAAAGCAAGA
This is a messenger RNA of Amoebophrya sp. A25, 2529 nucleotides long. The record is from the annotation of a GenBank genome assembly. NCBI's taxonomy places the organism in Eukaryota, Dinophyceae, Syndiniales, Amoebophryaceae.